AUGCUUGAAUCAGUAAAGGCCUUGAACGUGAAUCGACUACCUGCGGAGCUACUUCUGGAGAUAUUCGCGUGGUAUCUCACGACACCCGUCGAUUGGGCUGCUGCGCACCCCCGUCCUAUCCACCUUGCCUGGAUUUGUACCCUCUGGCGCAACCUCGUACUUUCCACCCCCGCGUUAUGGAGCGACGCAAAGUUGGAGGCAUUUCAGUACAAUGGGACGCGUCAACUCUUCCUUCACGAGCACUCAGCCAAAGGAUUGAAGUUUUGGAUGGACAAGAUUUCCAGUUUUGAAGGGGGUGCACCGUGGGGUCUGAAGAUCAUGGUUUCCUCCACUGACGAGAUGGAAAUCGACACACUGCCGUCUUCUCCAUCGCCCCAGCCAAUCUUCCACCUCCCUGCGCUCCUGCAAUCGCACACUGCCACCAAAUUCCUAACUCAUCUAUCUAUCUCGUCUACUCAACCAUCUUCCUGCCUUCUCCGGUCCCACUCCCUGUCUUCCGACCUCUCACACCUCAACUUCCCAUCCCUUCUCUCGCUCUCCAUCUCUUCUGCUUCCCUCAUUUCGCCGGUGCUCGAGUUGACCCACCCCAUCCCCCCUCUCCACCAUAUUCCCCGUAUCAAGCGACUGGCGCUUGCCAACGUUCUAUCAAGCAACUCCAGUUUGAGCUGGUACCCAUUCGAGCAAGCUGAAAGCCUUCUAUUAGAGGGCAUGACGGUUGCGAAGUGGGUUAACGUGGUUGAGCGAUGUGUUGUGACCUGCGCGACUACUCAAAUGCCCCAGAGCGUACUCAAGAACGCAUGUUUCUUUGUCGCCGAACCGGAUGAAAAGGUUCAAGAGGGGUUUGGUUUUGGUUUCGGGCUUGGGGGGUUCAAUUUUUCCUCGCCAUUUUCGAGCUUCACCUCUCAGGAAGGGUCUUUCACGCCUCUAACACCAGCACCAACUCCGACCGCCGCCUCACCGCCUUCAUUCUUCACCGCGUCGUUUUCGGUGUCAAUUCUAACUCCCGCUCAUCCACCGCUAACGUACCUUUCCUCCCUCACCAACCUCACAAUCAACGACUACCUGCUCUCUCAAACCGACUAUCCCAUUCAUCACCACCUCGCCUUUCCAGCGUUGAAGAGACUGUGUGUGGUAGGAUAUGAUGUGGGGAAGUGGAAUUCGAAUACGGCUCCUCGAUCAGCAAAGCUUGCCACAAGAAUCCCAGGAUCUUCCUCUUCGUCGGACCCUUCCACAACGCCUGCAAUGUCUGUCAUGUCCAUAUGCAAACCCUGGAACGUUAUCAGCAUCCCAGUAUUCGCGUCAUCGAAUCUGACGCAUCUCACCAUCCUCCAUCCCACCCAUCGCUACCUACCUUUCCAUUCGACUGUAGGAAAAGUAUUGGAUGCCGCGAUGGGGUUGAGAUACUUGAGGCUGGACAUGUGGACCUGCCCUUGGGAGAUGGUUGGUGGUUUCAUCGACGAGGACAGGGACGGGAGGGUCUUCAAUCCUAUUGAGCGGGAGAAGGGAACAGGGUGGAGGAGGAAACGGUACUUCCUACCCGCCCUGGAGAAGUUGAAACUGUACUUCCACCUUGAAGGCGGGAGAGACCACGGAAGCCACCGACACGAAGAGGCGUUCCCGACUGACGAGGUUAUACGACUGAUCGAAUCCUGGAAGGGUUGCAAGCCGACAUCGCUGCCUACGCUGCCUGGCGACAUGAACAAGCUCAAGUUACUCGAUCUUCGAUUCCAGGACGUGCCCUGGUUGGCGGACAACCCUACGUUUGAAGCUCUGCAAUUUCUAGUUGGUGUGAACUGUGACGGGUUGGGAGUCCACAUCGAAUCUGAGCGGUCUCGAAGGAGGAAGGAGGGUUUCCUAAAGGAGCCAAGGAAAUAUUGGGAUGGCGAGGGGAUGAUGUUUGGGUUUUAG
Coprinopsis cinerea okayama7#130 is the source of this 1908-nucleotide messenger RNA. RefSeq lists its product as hypothetical. The record is from RefSeq and is a predicted model, not a curated record. Lineage: Eukaryota; Fungi; Basidiomycota; Agaricomycetes; Agaricales; Psathyrellaceae. The coding region runs from base 1 to 1908 and encodes 635 amino acids. The transcript is spliced from 2 exons.